Molecule: messenger RNA, 8743 nt
Organism: Vollenhovia emeryi
Lineage: Eukaryota; Metazoa; Arthropoda; Insecta; Hymenoptera; Formicidae
Product: phosphatase and actin regulator 4B
Exons: 14
Coding region: 2975-5263 (762 amino acids)
Biological process (GO): actin cytoskeleton organization
Molecular function (GO): actin binding
Source: RefSeq, a predicted model, not a curated record
CGAGCCUCGCUCGGUGUGUGUUUCGUGGUGCGCUCGUCGUCGCCGUGACUGUCGUUUCCAGUUGUCCCCGGCCGCCCGUCUCGCACCGUCGGCCGUCCGCGCGACGCUCGCAAUUAAUUCCGUUCGCGAAUCCGUCCCGCCCGACGCGACGGCCGUUCUCGUCGCGAUUCUCCGCCGCCGCGAACGAUAUCCCCCUCUCUCUCUUUCUCUUUCAUUCUCGCGCGAGCAAGAGGAAGAGGCGGCGGCGGCGGUGGCGGCGACGGCGGCGGCGGCGGCGGCUGCGGUGGCGGCGUCCGUUGAGUUUGUGUCGCUCGCGCGGCACGUAUCCGUGUGUCAGUGUGCGUGAACGGUGCGUUGUGUACAGCAGCGUCGUCGGCGCCGUCGACGACGAGGAAGAUCGCUGGGAUUCUACCGUGCCAUCCCUCGGUCGCCAUCUCUCUCUCUCUCUCUCUCUUUCUCUCCGCCUCUCGCCUUUCCCAUCGUCCGCGUGACUCUGGCGGCGAAUCUCCACGUUCGUGCUACGGAGUUUGGAGUACUACGCGCCGCUCCCGUGUGUUUACGAUCGUUGCGUCCUCUCUAUCGCCGUCUCGCUCUCCUCUCACCUGCGCUCCUCGUCCGCCUGGCGCGGACAGGUGUCUCGUGGAAGCCGAACGGAGGAAAGAGAGCCGACGCCUCUCCGCUCUCUCUGUGAUAUUCACGUCCGGGGCCCCCGCGCGCGCCGCCCCUCGACGGCCCUUCCCGAAAUCCUGCCGAGAAAAACGAGCCCUCCACUGCCCGGAGUCCGUCGUCAUCGUCCACCGACGACCGCCAGAAUAACGUACGUAUUGCACGGUAACGCGAUCUCGCGCGCGGUUCCGCGUCCCCUCGUCGGCGUGUCCAUUCUUCCGCUCGCGCGCGUACGCGCCCGCGUGUGUUUGUGUGUGCGUGUGUGUGUGCGAGAGCACGAGGCGAGGAAAAUUGUUUACGCCUACGACGGUUACAACACGCCCUCGUAUCGCGGACGACGUUUGUCCUUGGAGGUUAGUCAGUCGGUCGCGCGAGCGUUGGUGAAUGGACGCUUCUUCGCGCGACGCUCCGAGCUACGCUUCGCCGUUUCGGCUCCGCGGGAAACGGUCUCGUGACAAAAAGAAGCCGUGAAUUGUGCCGAGUGCCCGACGCACGAGGGUUCAGUGUGUGUGUGUGUGGUCUGCCCGCGGAAUUUUCCGAUCGCGCUCGCGCCAGAAUCGCUGGCGGAGCGGAGCCGAUAAUCUGUCGAACGUCACGGAGCCGCCGGUGAACGGGGAUUCUUUUCGUGUCGAAUCGAGGCGACUCGCUCGCUCGCGGUUCGAGCGAUCUUCCGAAUUGGGGCGUCGGGGCGUGGUUAAUUAAUUUAACGUGACAAACUUGGGAUACGCAAGCUCGCGCUUUAUUUUGAUCGCAGUUCGGUUGAGGGCGACACGACGGGCGCGCGUAUUCAUGCAUUUAACAAUAGCUGCGUGGCGAAAAGACGAAUCGAUUUCUAUUUUUACACAUGCGCCGAAUAAAGUUGUUAUCGCGUUUCAUCGCGCUUUCAUUAGAGCGCCCGGUCUGCCGGCCCUUGAAAAUGAUUUCAUCCCUCGCAGAUCUGUCCGUAAAUCGCGCCGAGGUAAUUAAAUAUCGAUGACCGGCGUUUCAUAUCGCGCGGAAAGCAGCCGCUUCUCGAUAUCCUCCGCCAAGUGCGGAACAACGCGAUCCAAUCUACCGCCGGAUGAAUCGAGCCUCGGGGAAAUUCUUUUCAUUUCCGCCGUGCCGCGCGCGCGGAAAAUUUUCCUCGGCCUUGAUCCGCAUCUCAUAAAAUUCUCGGGCGAGAUAAGGACUCGGUCGAUUUGGAUAGAAGGGAGAUAGGGCGGAGGGGAAGAAAGGCAGGUUGCGAAUCAAUUAAAGAACGAUCCCGAUUUGCUGCUUUACUCAUCUUUCUAUUCACUCCGAUCGCCUCCAAGUAACGUAUAAGUUGUCACAAAUCGAGCUCUCGCACACGCCGGUUAACAAUUGCCGUUUAACGUUCGGUUAUUAUCGGGAAUUAGUACAAAGUCGUUAUCAGCGUGUCACUUAUUUUAACAAAGUCGCAAUUUCACGCUUUGCGCAAACAUCGCGUUAAAUCACUUUUACUGAUAUAUUUAAAAAAAAAAAGAAAGACCCAACUCGUCGCUCGUUGUAUAAUCGUCGGUUGCCCGCGAGCGUACACAAUGCGUGCCAUUCAUGACGGUCGGGCAGUGGCUGUUAACUUUUCCUCAUUCGUUGAUGCGCAGGGACGCGACUCUCCUCCAGUCGUCAACGUCGCUCUUCUCCGCGCGAGUUAUUUUCCAUGGUACGUGCCAAUCGCGAGGAAUUCCGUUGUAAAUAGCCAGCGACUCAAACGAGACUUUCGUACGUUCGUCUUACCCUGGACCCCGUCAAGGUGCCUCCGUGCCAUAAUCUCGAUAGAGUAACGAAGUCGCUGUCCGCGCCAAGAAGAAAUUUCUGUCUGGAGCGCGCAAGAUAAUUGGCUCGACGUCUGUAAUCGAGCGAGCGAUAACGAGAGCGUUAUUCGUUCGAUAUAUAUACACAUAUAAUAAUAAACGACGCAAGCUUACGAGGGGAGAGAGCCGAAAGAGAUCUCUCUGCGCGACGAGAUGAGAUGCGCGCUCGCCCGGGAGUGAUGAAUAAUUGGCGACAGUUGGUCGACAAGGACGACCGCGCGUGAUCCCGAGGAUCAUUAUCGCUGCCGCGGGGAUCACGCUCGGGCACGUGGCAGCCGCGGGGACACCUCACCGUCGAAGCCGUGGAGCCGCGAACGAGAAGUGGCGAACGACGACGACGCGAGCCGCUGCCGCCGAUCCCUCGAGCAGGUGCACACCGGGAUGCGCGCCACGUUGACAGGGACCAGCCGGUAGCUCCGUUGCCGGCAUUCGUAGCGAUCCUCCGCCCGUGGCGCCGAAAGAGACGGGGUCGUUGCAAGGAUCGGGCCCCGAGCGCGAUGUCCAUACGCGUGAGCGGCGUCUACCUGGUGCCCACCAGCCCGGGCGCCACCGACAACGGCGGCAAUGACAAGAGCGGCGGUCUGGACGGCGGUCUGCAUCAUCAGCAGCAGCACCAUCACCACCAUCACCAUCACUCGACGACGAAGACGGUGACGAUCGUGACGGCGCCGCAGCGCAGCAACAGCCUGGAUUAUCUCAACUUCGAGGAGAAGCGACAGAUCAUCGCGUCGUCCUUGUCUCUCAGCGACUUCCUGGCGCAUGGACCGGCGGCGGCCGCGGCUGCCGCCAAAGAGGUGGCGGCGAACACGGUGAUCGCGAAAAAGCAAAAUGGUGCUGCUCUGCGGACAAAUAGUUUGGGUUCGGGUGCGAGAACGCCGCCCUUGGAAAGAAAAAGUAAAUUUUCUGCCCUCGGUAGACUCUUCAAACCUUGGAAGUGGAAGCGGAAAAAGAAAUCGGAUAAAUUUGAGGCCGCUUCUCUGUCGCUCGAGAGAAAAAUCUCGGUACGUGCCAGCAGAGAUGAAUUGGUGCAGAAAGGGAUAUUGCUGCCCGUGAUACGGACGACGUCGUUUCCGGAAAAUGAAACGAUAAGCGAGUCGGCGACGGACGCGCAAAAACCACCGUCGCCGCAGCAAACGCCUCAACAGCAGCAGCAACAACAGCCGUCGCAGCAACAACAACCACCCGGCGGUACCGGGGGCUGCGACGGCACCCCCGCGGCAACACCCACGUCCGUCGGUAACGUGCAGCAAUCCCAACAAGCGGUACCUUCGGCCACGCCGACCCCGACGACUGCCAACCCGCAUUCUACUGCAGGACCGCCCAGCAGCAAUCAACCAUCACCUCAUCCCUCGCCUCUCUACCCCGUGAUACCACAGCAGGCCAGCCAGCCCAACGGCAGCACGCAAGAGCCGAAGAAGGAAAAGACUGAACAGAAUGCGAAUGGCGCGAUAUCGCCGAAUGGCGAGCCGCAGGCCGCCAAUUUGGGCACGACCGGCUCGGCGAUGCCGGGUCCGGCCCUGGAUGCCGGGGACCAGCAAAAGCCGAACAGGCCGAACACCCUCGAGGCCAGGGUGACAGCCAGGAGGCUGAUCUUGUUCAACAUGGACAAGGGGGUGCUGGAUCAGAGCGCCGACAAUCAGCAGGUGAUCGAGAGAUGUUAUCCGUUACCACCUCAGAAUACCCUGAUGCUGUCGGAGCUCCCAGAACCGCCGAUUCCGUUGAGCGAGAUCGGCCCUAUACCACCCCCGCCCAUGUUCAGCUCCCCGAGUCCCACUUUGCUGGCGAGACAACGGCAAAUCCCGCUCUCGGACUGCGAGGACGAGGAUGAGGAGGACGUCGAUGUGAAGGAGGAGGACGAGAAUAUGUACGCCUUCAGGGUGUCGCAGCCAGACCCGGCGAUCGACACGUCUCGUGUCGAGGAGAUCCCGGCGAAGGAACCCAAGUUCCACGCCGUGCCGCUGAAGAGCGUCCUGAAGAAGCGGGGCUCCGGCAGCGGACCUGGCACGCCGCAGAACACGCCGACGCAGGAGAAUAGGCCGCUGACGCUACGCCAGGAGCUCCACGCCUCGUUCAAAAGGCCACCGUUGAGGCCUAGGAUGAGAAUAUGCAGUCGACCGGUGAGAUUCGGCCUCGCUCUACCCUGCACAUUGGAGAACAAGGAGAACGCGAGGCCUUACGUCAUCCGAGAAGACGUGGACGGCGACCCCGGCGACGGCCAGGUCCUCUACAGGGAUGAUUACGACGACGAGAAAAAUUCGACACCGUCUGUCUCGAUAGGCCGUUUGGCAGCCAAGAUCGCGCGCUGCCAGGAAUCGCUCUCGCUGAAACUCGCCCUCAGGCCGGAUAGACAGGAGCUCAUCAACAGGAACAUCCUUCAGCUGCAGACAGACAAUGAGAGGCAGGAGACGAAAGAGGCCAUUGGCGCCAAGCUUAUCAGGCGGCUGAGCAUGCGGCCGACCCAGGAGGAACUUGAGGAGAGGAACAUUUUGAAAAAGCAAAGUCCCGCCGAGGAAAAGAAGCAGAAGGAAGAGAAGAAACGCUAUCUUCUGCGAAAGCUGAGUUUCCGACCGACUGUUGAAGAGCUCAAGGAGAAAAAGAUUAUCAGGUUCAACGACUAUAUCGAGGUAACGCAGGCUCACGAUUACGACAGAAGAGCCGACAAGCCUUGGACACGAUUAACUCCGAAGGACAAGGCUGCCAUUAGGAAGGAGUUAAACGAGUUCAAGAGUUCGGAGAUGGCCGUUCACGAGGACAGCCGACACCUCACUAGGUUCCAUAGGCCAUGACAAUUGCAAUGUGUUGAGGUGCUACAGUGUGGUGCGGGUAUACGUGAAGGUGCAGUGUGGUGGCUUCAUGUUGAGGCUGGAUGAAGAAAGAAGGAAGAGUCGGCUAAUCGUUACUUCCGGAUUUAAGGCCGGAACGCGCGAUACUCGUCCGAUCGGUGACGGUGAUUUCUUUGACGUUGCUGCGUCGUGUCGUUCGUCGUUGUCGCCAAAUUCACUGGCACUUCUUCCGUCAUCGUCAUUUAUACACGCCAGCGACAAACGCCACUAUGACGUCGACGAAGAUUGUGAUAGGGUGACUCGCCGCCCCCGUCGAAGAGGACUUGGCGGGUCGCUCGCCGAUUUCUUUUCAAGGGUCGUUCACACCCGUGCUUGGCCGAACGAUUGUUCACGCUUUCCGACAACUACUCUUCAUCUUUGUAUCUUCGACACUGAUCUCGUUAUAGUACACGCGCCGCGGCGUUUGUAUUCUCAAGAUAUCUUGGAAAUAUUCUUAAAUCUUUGCGCGAUAAAUUCUCAAGUAGUUACGCUACGCGCGAGUAUCUCCUUCCGCAUUAAACGACAUCAUUGAAGCUUAAAACUGCGAUCUGCCCUUCGGGUUCAGCUCUUAAAAGCUUGCCGUUGUGAAAAUCAAAACGCUGUAUAGUAAGUAAGACUUUUUUAUCGAAACGCUCACGUGUGUCCGCAUAUUUACGCUGAAUAAGAUCGGUCAUUUUUAAUUACAUAUCCUGUUCAUCGACAUUUCUUGUUACGAAUUUUUUUUAAUUUGUUCUUGUAUAUAUUUAAGAAUUAUGUGAGAUACGUGAAUACACGUUUGUACACGGAUGUAUUUUAGCGAUAAAGAGAUUACGGUGGGAGCAGCGCGUGCCGCACGCAUACUGAUGCGUGAGAACAUAUAGAUUAAUCGCGUUUAAAAAUUGCGCGUGAGCCUUCGGCGCAAUGCUAUGGACACUACGAGCGCGCGUGUGAACAUACCCUUAAACGUGUAAACACCAUUUUGCAAUCAAGCUAGCUCAUCAGUGUCACCUGGCAUCAUUGUAUAUGUAAAUGUCUCUCGAGUUUUGAGCCAUUGUAAUACAGAGAUAUGUGAUAUGUCUCGUUGAUAUCACGAAAAAAAAAGAAGAAUACUCGAACCCUGUAACGAAUAUUCGAGGAAGUACAUCACAUUACAAGCGACAUAUAUCUCGUAAAUAACGAGUCGAGUAAAGUGAGUUCGGUUUAGUUAAAAAAAAAAUGUUUUAGUAUUAAUAUUUUUAUACGUUGACGAAUGAACAGCAGAGAGUUUCCGCAAAAUCAUUUUUCGAUAUAACCCUCGUUUUUAAUGAUUAAGAUUGUUCGGCUGACGUCCGAAGAUGUGAUUUACGAUAAUUCCAUGUUCUCACGUUUUUCGCGCGGUCCGCGCAGAGAGUAUUCAUUGCUUGAGACUUCACUAACACUAUUGCGUACGUAGUUCGUUAUUAAGCUCUUCGUAAUACAUCGCGCGAGGAAUGAAAACAGCCAUUCAGUGUCUAACGACAAUCGGUCGACUGCUCGAUCGUCAAAACUGUUUUCCUUUACUGCCAGGUAUCACUCUCUCGUGGAGCUGCCUUGAGGAGCAAGCGCUUACGAUUAUCUAAAGAAAAAAAAAAUACUAAAAGGUAAAAUUGGACGUACUCCGUUCGUGGGAAAUCAGAAAUGCAUUGUGCAAUUAAACUUUGUACAGGAAUUAGGUAGGGUGUACAUUAGUGACUAUUAUUAUCAUCAUUGUUAUAUCGAUAAUAUCGCUAUAGGGACGCUCUACGGUCCUCGUUAAUUUCGAUCGCGUGCGUGCUUUAAUCGCGGCAGUGUUAACAAAUUCAUUAAGAGCAGACACGGUUGUUGUUCCGUAUUCGUUGAGCGCGAAUAAAUUCACGGUAAAAUAUCGUUUGAAAAAUAAAAACGAUUGAACGCAUUUACGAUAAAUACGUACGUUCACUACGUCUUUUGACGGAUACGUUUACUUCGAAUGGCCCGAUAAUGGAAGAAAAAUAUAUAUUAUAUAUUAAAAGUUCGGGAUCGCGUCUGAUCGGCUACUUAUCGGAUUAAUUUACGCUCGCGUCAACCACACCGGAGCAUCAACGACAAUUACUCUGCUCAUGUAAAAGCAAUCUGAUGGGUCAAGUGGAUUUGUAGUUCUAACAAUAAGUUAUAGACCUGUCUAUAAUACCGACGGGUGAGAAAAUAAAAUUGAAUUAGGCAGAAUUAGCGCUAACUGACGCCCGGUGACGACCGGGCUCUUAGUAAUCGAAAUUCAUACGAGCCCGUUGUUCUCGACAGAGAGUUAGAAGGAGGAAAAAGAAUAGUCGCAUUAAAAACGCCAUAUCGCGCGCAAAUUUGUAUCUAGAGUCUUAGCUGAUCGAAAGAACGAAGUCCAACGACGAAGGAGGAAGAAUAGGUGAACGACACGAAGACACGUGCCUCGGUGUGCGAUGUCUUGCACGCUUAUCUCUGGAAGCUUCUUGCAUUCCCCUCCCCGCUUGUCCUACCCCAGUUGUGCGAAACCGACCCUCCUGCUCACGUCACCGUUAACGCGACGGAGGUCCGUCGCACCUCCUUGAUGUGGAGUACCGGCGAGCGAAACCAAGAGACAGAAACAGAAGAGAUCGCGAGCCACGAUCUUGCGCGACAGGCGGAAUCCACGGCAGCGGUGAGUAAAACGAAGUCGCGGUCGACAGUCUACUUUCCUCUCCUCGUUUAGAAAUCCUAGUUUUUAACGAUCGUCCAAUGGGGUGAGAGGAUCGGUGUGUAAUGUGUCGAUCUUUCUCUUAACCCGUCGGUGAACUCAGCUGUUCGAUAUUAAUUCGUCAACUUCGAGGUCGUCGAAGGUAUAAAGGACGAGACGCCUCUACCUUCGGGAAAUACCACGAAGAAGUACGUCAUAAGGAACGUCAUAAAAUAAUAAGCAGGGAGAUUAAAGUGUCUCUCUCGUUCCAUUGGUCGAGCGCUGUGGCUACCAUGUAGUCGACAAAUAUAUCCAUUUCCGGAUUGCCUGGGUCGGUACGAGUGCGUGCCCGCGUGUGUGUGCGUGAAUAAUGGGCAUGGAGAGAAAGAUGGGAGUGAAAGAGAGAGAGAGAGAGAGGGAAGGUGUGCGUAUGAGAUUACGAACAAAUACUUUAGGAAGAGAGUGGUCGAAAUUUGAAUGGAGCGUCUCUGCGACAGACUUUUUUUUUCCCCCCGAGCUACGUUCGAAAGCGUAUCUGUUAUGUCGUGCUGCGUACAUUUUUGUAAGAGAACGCCACAAAGAGUCACGCGCACACGUUAGAAGUUAAAUCUAAAAGGAAAACCGGCAGCCGUUUCCACGUCGGAGUGUAUAGCGGUAAAGUUGUUCAACUCGAGAGAGUCAGGCGAACUAAAAGCUUGCGACGAACUAAACGUGAAUAAAUAACGAAAUUUCUUCUCCAGUCAAGUCAGAUUUAAUUUCGUUUAAGGAACGUUAAACUCGAGAUAAAAGUUUAACAUAAAAAA